GUUUCUAUUGCAAUUGAGCUGUGAAAAAGGCACGCUGUCAUUGAUGAUUUCAAAGCGGCGUCGUGAAGUUAGCAGUUGCGCGCUUCAUUUUCCGUGCACGCAAAUAAAUUAUUCAACUUAAUGUCGAUUUAGUGGAGAACGCUCUCACGCGAUAGCGUCUACGCCGCUUGCUAGUGCUAAUCAUAUCAUAUCAGUAUGAGUAAGAAAAAAGUGCGAUAACAACGAAGAAAAUUGUACAAAGAGCAGGGCCUCACAUAUAAAAGGUUGUGUAAAUAAGGGCGCUCUACAUACGUAGUAGCAACAACAAUGUUGGCAAAAAUACCACAAAGAAUGUAUUGUAUACACUUUUAGGUAAUGAUAACCACAAUAAGCGACACAUACUAUUUACUGCCGCUAUCACAGCCGCUGACGCAACAACGGCGCUCAGCGAACGUCUUGCAUACAUUCGUAAUCAUCACUAUACACACUUCAACAGCCACGCCAUCGCCUGCUCUUACUUGAAGCCGCGUGAGCAAUCAAAAUCAUAGCAGCGCAUUUGCAAUCGCGACGUGCGCCUGAACAGCGCUGAGCGGCGGGCAAGCAAAUACCGCCUUGCGCUCGCCGCGUUCAGUACACUUCUGACGCGCGUUUUUUGCGGCCGUCGUCACAACGCACAGCUACCUCAAUUUUUAUUUAUUAUAAACUACUUUAAUGUAUCAUUUUGCGAAAGUAGCGCUUAUCGCAACAGCGGCCAAGUGACGAGACCACUUAUCUAUCUAGCGUGGUGUAGUAAGACGUAGACAAGGCGACAAUUAAUCCUAGCAUGCGCCCGGUUGCCACAACGGUCGCACAUACUAGCGCAAGCAUAUGCCGACAGUAGCAAGAAGAAAGAGAAAAAAAAAACGAGAAUAAUAUAUGGAAAACACAAGUGAAUAAUCGCUUCAAGGUAAUGUGUAAGCUACAGCUGUCAGUGCGGAUCGCUAAUCGGUGAUCGCUUGGAUUGUGGCAGUGAUCGCGCGUACGUGCCACGCCAAGCCGACGAGCUCUUGAGGCAAUUUUAAGACUAAAGCGCCUUGUCUCCUCUGAAUUUUAAUUCAACAAAUAAAAAGUGAAAUAACUAAUUCAGAAUUCAAGAAUGACUAAAUGCUAGUCAAAAGAAAAAGAGAAUAUAAAAUGGUGCAAGAAAUUCAAAAAAAUACAUAAUAAUGGAGUUUUUAGUGAAAUCAGCUAAUUCAUGCUGUUAUUCUAGUGAAAUUAGCGCGCCUAAUCUAACUACUAACAAGUGCCAAACAAACAUUUAAUCCAUGUCUGUGUGUGUUUAAGCAAUGACGUAUUUGAAAAGAAACUGCUUCUAGCAGGUGUUACUUGCAAAACCGCAAAAAUACUAUAUACGUCCGUAAUACUAAUGGAUACUGCUGAAUUCAGUACAACAACAAUUACAAAGCUAUAUUAGUUUAUACUCUCUACUAUAAAUCUCGGAUGCUAUUUAUCAACGGCAUUGCGAUUAUUCAUACACACCUACGUGCAUACGUUCGGAAAUUUUUUUAUAUGAGUGAAUCGAAAGCUCCACAUACUGAUGUACAUUAGCACACCACACUGCCCGUUUACAUUAAUAAUUCUGAGACUCAAGGAAUCUAUAUUCGAUACGAAAAUAAAGACUUUUUAUAUGUUAUCGCCCAAAAGAUAAGAAAACUAACGAAUAUGUGCUACCAUUAAGAAAUAUAAGAUAUGACAAGUGAUAAAAGAGUGCUAUAAAUGGUUGUGCAAUAUAUACGUAAGAAAAAUUUAAAUACUCAUAAAGUAUAUAAAAAGUAGUGCAAAACACGAAAAAAUACUGAAAAUACUAAUAGUAUUUGCUUAGAGGGGCGGGUGCUCGCUCCAUGUGCGCCUUUUGUGUUCUUAUGAAAACGUCUCAGUUUUGGCGCAGUCCUAAAGCCAAAGUGUCAACACUGAGCGUAAAUAUUAGUUUCGUAACAAAAUAGAAUUUGCCGUAAAAUACUACAAUAUCAGUGAUAACAACAGCGAGCGCUAACAACAAAAACAACAACAACGACGAAAUAACAACAGAAAAACAGCAAAAAUAUUUAAUUAACAGCCGGCGCUGACUCGUAUACAACAACAAAAGCAACAAUGGUUAAAGACAGACUGCCAGAGCUGCUACAGCGCUCCAGCAGCGUGUUGUCCACCGUCUCCGGCACGAAUGGUUCGGCACUAUUUCAGCGCUCCAGCAACGUCGAGCUCAAAUUUGCAGAGAUGAGUGCACCCAUGGACGCGAUACUCAAUCCGUAUUCGGAGAUACGAGUACAGUUGGCACAAAUCUCCGCAAAUUUAGAGACAAUGAGUCGAAUGGUGCAAACAAUAAAUAUUCGUAAUUUCAAUGAAAAGGAAAUGGAUGAACUACGCACGCAGAAUUUAAAAAUGGGUAAUCAGCUGAUGAACAAAUUCAAAGAAUUCAAAGCGAAUAUGCCGCCUGAGAAUGAUUUCACGCUGGAGGCGCGCAUGAAACGUACGCUUUUCUAUGGUCUCUAUCAGAGUUACAUACAAAUAUGGACGAGAAACGAAGAGUUCCUGCAAUUAUACGAACGCAAGCUAAAGAAAAAUCUGGAAAUGCAUUCCAAAAUCAUGAACUGCAAUUCCACUGAAGAAGAAAUUGAAGAACUGAUAGCAAAUAAGACGACGAACCUUUUUGUUGGCAAUAUUCUAGAAGAAACCGAAAAUGAACGACGAACACUUCGUGACUUAAUGGAUCGUUUCAAUGAGCUUAAGAAGCUGGAAAAAUCCAUUGAAGAUGUGCACGCCUUAUUCCUGCGUAUACAAACACUAGUAAUGGAACAGAGUGAAACGAUAAAUCGGGUUGAAUUUGUUGCGCAACAAGCAACGCACUUUGUGGAUAAAGGUCAGCAUAAAUUGGAAAAAGCAGAAUCGCUGAAAAAGAAAGCUUUAAAGAAGAAGUUCUGGCUUAUCGGCAUCGCAUUGGCUGUGUUAAUUGUAUUAGUAUUAAUUGGUAUAUAUUUAUGAUCUAAAGGCAAAUAUAUUUAUAUUCAAUUCAAAACGCA
Messenger RNA from Bactrocera oleae (olive fruit fly), 3035 nucleotides. It is a transcript of the gene Syx4, whose product is annotated as Syntaxin 4. The record is from RefSeq and is a predicted model, not a curated record. Gene Ontology annotation, molecular function: SNARE binding; SNAP receptor activity. Gene Ontology annotation, biological process: vesicle fusion; vesicle-mediated transport; intracellular protein transport. Gene Ontology annotation, cellular component: endomembrane system; synaptic vesicle; SNARE complex. Lineage: Eukaryota; Metazoa; Arthropoda; Insecta; Diptera; Tephritidae.